Anopheles bellator is the source of this 5975-nucleotide messenger RNA. RefSeq names its product potassium voltage-gated channel subfamily H member 7 (gene sei). Gene Ontology annotation, biological process: potassium ion transmembrane transport; membrane repolarization during action potential. The record is from RefSeq and is a predicted model, not a curated record. Gene Ontology annotation, molecular function: inward rectifier potassium channel activity. The transcript has 28 exons. Gene Ontology annotation, cellular component: membrane. The coding region runs from base 1 to 5046 and encodes 1681 amino acids. Lineage: Eukaryota; Metazoa; Arthropoda; Insecta; Diptera; Culicidae.
AUGCCUGUACGCCGUGGACACGUCGCGCCAAAAACGACUCUCAUCGAGACAAUUAUUCGAAAAUUUGAUACCCACAAUCGCAGUUUUUUGGUAGCAAACGCACAACCCGAAUCAUGCCACAUUAUCUUCUGCUCCGACGGUUUCUGCAAGAUGACGGGCUUCACGCGAGCCGAGGUGAUGCAGCGAUCCGCGUGCACCGACUUCCUUCAGGGCCAGAUGACAUCGGUCGGUGUGAUGGAAUCUAUCAAAGAGGCGCUAAGAAAAGGCGAAGAAAAGCACUUUGAAAUCCUAUACUACAGAAAAGAUGGCACAAAGUUUCUUUGCUCAGAAGUAAUCGCUCCCAUACGAUCGGAGGUGGACGACAUUUCACUGUUUAUCAUCAAUUUCGAGGAUCUAUCGAAUCCAUCUAACCCCGAGCCUAUAGAGGAAGUCAAGCUAAGCAAAUUUGAUAAAGCGAGAGCCAGCUUUCGACAAUCAUUUCGUAUUGGACACAUCGCUCUGCGCGAUCGAGGUUUACGAUUGGCCGGAUAUUUGACACCGCCUUCCGAUGCCACCCAGGAGGAGGAUGAAAUUAUUGCACCUAAGCAUCUUAUCGACGGUGAUCAUACCCACAAGAAAACGGUCCUCAAGGUGGAAACAAAUAUUUGGGCGCCAAUGUCAACACCAGCGCUCACCAGGACGAAGGAGCUGGAAUGUCUUCCACACGACGUAGAUACACUCAGUGGUCCCGGAGAGAUCGUAAUCACCGCGCCAGAGGUAGCAGAGAACUGUCGGCGGCAUUCCGUUCAUCUCAAGGAGCAUAGCUCAUCGAAAGACAUGAAACCGGAGUUUGUCCAAACGAAAAGCUUAGACUUUGAAACCCAAUUCAAACAUGGGGAAAGCGCGAAACUAAUUCGAUGUUACGAAAACAUACAUUCGCAAACAGGCCGUGGUGGAUUCGUAGAAAAACGUGCCCAUACGGUAGACGAUUUUAUGAGAGGUCCGGUAAGCCACAACGCAAGGCUCUACUUUCCGUACGUGUCGUCGGAGAGUGACCUGCAGCGGUACAGGGCGCUGCCGCUGAAGCAACAAACGGCGACGGCCCAGGAUGCGACGCAAACUAGCUCAUCACUAUCAAACGUGCCUUCAGACUCGCUGAAACACAAGGACAAUGGCUCUGGCAAAUAUUUCCAAGGUACCAGACAGACCAUUAACAUGGGCGAGAAAGUGGCUCAGGUAAGUGCCUGUUGCAAGUACGAAUACGGAUGCUUGCAGGAAGCUGCACGGAAUCGACGAGCAGCGGCAGCUGGUGCUAGUAGUAGCAGACUGGUGGACCACACUCCAGCAGCGGCAAAGUAUGUGGAUAAAGCCAUGUCCGAGGCAAGUUUGCGGGCCAACUCGUGCCUCGAAUUGUCCGAAAUUCGAAAGCUAGACAGCUUGCUGAGGCAGUGCGAAACCCUCAGCUACGAUGACCUGUCGUCGGGCAGCAACGGCGAGCGCGAGCUAGAGGACUACAUGGAACAGAAGAAGCGCGUUCGACGCCCGCGACGCAACUCCUCCGGCACCUGCAUCUUUACGCCCCCGAUCGGCGGCAAGUCGACGACGAUGUCCCUUCUGGCGAACCUACACCUGCUGAGCAGCGCCCGUAAGCUGAUGGGCGCCGCCAUGCACGGCCACGGCCUGAAACCGACCACAGUCGACCCGUCGUCCGACUACUGCUGCUCCGACGAGUACUGGCUGCUAUCGCAAAAGUCGCUAGCUGCCACCAAGAGCUGCUCGAACUUGCCGCCGAAAGGGCAGCAGCAUCAGCAAGAGCACCGCCACCAGCACCGGCUGUGUAACCACCGUUCGGCCAUCGGGCCAGCAGACGGUAAACUGCACUGUCUGGAGAACUUUUACAGCCUGUCCGAGAGCAUCCUCUCGAAAAAUCGCCGCAAGUCCGGGCCGGCUCUGGGUCUGGUGGAUGACCAGCACCACCAGCUGCCCACUGCCACCGAGCCUACGAAAGCGAACGACGAUCACCCGAACCUUCAGCUGACCAUUCCAACCUUCGAGGAAUGCCGCCACGGUCGGGGCGGCUGCAAACAGGAACCGGAAGAGGAAGCGAACCGGAUAGUGAACAUCAUUGAGACGCCCAGCAUUGUGCCGAUCUCGAUGAAGAGCCUCAACAGUGCCCUGUCGGAGCGGCUUAGCUACCCGGCGGCGGCGAAGGCGCACGACGCCAAGUCCACCACGGACAACAAAUCGCUGCUCUCGCAGGCGAACAGCGUCCGAUCGCGGCAGUCCAAGUUCUCGCCCCUCUCGCGCAAGGUUUCCCACAAGACCAGCAGCUUCGACGCGGAGCCGACCGAGGGCGUCAAAGAGUCACUGCUUGGGCACAAGUUUGAAAAGAUACUUCCCGAACCGGUAGAAACCGUACUCUCGCUGGGCGCGGACGUGCUGCCGGAGUACAAGCUCCAGAGUCCUCGGGUUCACAAAUGGACAAUACUGCACUACUCACCCUUCAAGGCGGUCUGGGAUUGGAUUAUCCUGUUGUUAGUUAUGUACACAGCCAUAUUUACCCCGUACGUUGCGGCGUUCCUGCUGAGCGAGCCGGACUAUAAUCAGCGCAAGAACCGGAAGUACGCCGAUGAUCCGAUUGUGAUAAUUGAUUUAAUAGUGGACGUGACGUUCGUGGUGGAUAUACUGAUAAACUUCCGCACGACGUUCGUGAACGGGCAGGACGAGGUGGUGUCCCACCCGGGACGGAUCGCGGUCCACUACCUGAGCGGCUGGUUCCUGAUCGAUCUCGUGGCGGCCAUCCCGUUCGACCUGCUGCUGGUCGGAAGUGACACCGAUGAGCUUGGCUUGGACAAAGAUGAGACGACCACGCUGAUCGGUUUGCUGAAAACGGCCCGAUUGCUGCGCCUGGUCCGGGUGGCCCGAAAGAUCGACCGGUACUCGGAGUAUGGGGCCGCCGUACUGGUGCUGCUGAUGGCCACCUUUGCCCUGAUCGCCCACUGGCUGGCGUGCAUAUGGUACGCCAUCGGUAACGCCGAACGGUCGCAACCGAAGGGUAAGAUUGGGUGGCUAGAAGCGUUGGCCACGGACACGCAGGAGUACUACUAUCCCAACAACACGGGUGGUGGUCCAUCGGUGAAGUCGCGCUACGUAACAGCGCUGUACUUCACGUUCACGUCCCUCACGUCCGUCGGAUUCGGGAACGUGGCCCCCAAUACGGACGCCGAAAAGAUAUUCACUAUUUGUGUUAUGCUCGUUGGCUCCCUCAUGUACGCCAGUAUCUUUGGAAACGUUUCCGCCAUCAUACAGCGCCUUUACUCAGGGACUGCACGGUAUCACACGCAGAUGCUUCGGGUGCGGGAGUUUAUUCGCUUUCAUCAGAUACCGAACCCCUUGCGGCAGAGACUGGAGGAGUACUUCCAGCACGCCUGGACGUACACGAACGGAAUCGACAUGAACUCCGUGCUAAAAGGUUUCCCCGAGUGCUUGCAGGCCGAUAUUUGCUUACACUUGAAUAGAAAUUUGUUAAACAAUUGCUCCGCUUUCGAAGCUGCCAGUCCAGGGUGCCUAAGAGCUCUCUCCCUCAAAUUCAAAACCACACACGCUCCGCCCGGUGAUAUUUUGGUGCACAAAGGGGACGUACUCACGUAUCUGUACUUCAUCGCCCGUGGGUCAAUUGAGAUACUCAAAGACGACGUCGUAAUGGCAAUAUUAGGCAAAGACGAUAUUUUUGGCGAAAAUCCUUGCAUACACUCAACCUUAGGAAAAUCAAAUAGUAAUGUUAAAGCUCUGACCUAUUGUGAUCUGCAUAAAAUUCAUAGAGAUGACUUAUUAGACGUGUUAGAUUUAUUCCCGGAAUUUUAUGAUAGUUUUGUAAAUAGUUUGGAAAUUACGUAUAAUAUGCGAGAUGAGGAGCAAGCCGGUGUCGAGCUGCGGCACCGAUAUAUGCGAACUGGAUCACAGGAUCGGGAUAGUGAAACUAGAUCGUAUGUUAGAAAACUAAAUACGGUACACCACAGACCGCCCAGCAACAAAUGUGAUAUGCCCCAUGAUAGAAGCUCGCUCGGACAGCUGAGCACUAACUUUGACGACGAUCGGAAGUUUUCCCUGUCCGGAAUACUAAAUCAGUUGAAACGAAGCAUACCCGAUCUUAGCUCACACAAGCAUCAACCAUUAACGAACAAAUGUGCCUCCCCGAACGAGAGUCCCAAAAGUACGCACAAGCAGACCAUUCCGCGUCAGCACAGCCAGCCGGAGCAUCCGCCGAUGGCGAGCUUUGGUGGGCGCGCCGCACCCGACACGGUCACGCUCAGUGCGAUCAGCAAUCGGGCCUGCACGUGUGGCGGUCCGACGAAGGGCGACGGUGGGACUAGCGGCGGGGGCGUCGGGUCCGCCGGGCUGAUGCGCACUUCGGAUAGCACCUCCAAAAGCAGCCCGGAUGAAGAUAUCUUUCAACAUACCGCACCGAACACGACGGUUAGGGCGAGCGAUUCCAGGCACAGCGUUGGGCAACUAUCGAACAAGCUGGCGGAGCUAACGGGCCGAGUCGAGAGUCUCGAAACCAGUCUCAGAAGCGAUAUGCGAACAAUACUGGAUAUCUUACACCAACAACAGGCGAUGCAGUUCCAGCAACAGCAACACCAGCAACAGCAACAGAAUCAUUUUGUGCUGCAAAGUCAGCCAAUGAUGCAGCCACCGGUUUCCUCGUAUCAACCGUCCGAAAGUGAUUUUUCAUUCGAUAUCUGCGGCCCAAUAUGUGACCCGAGAGACGUGCAGCAGCAGUCAUCGCAGCAGCAGCAGCAACAACAACAACAACAGCAGCAUCUCCCGCCAUCGUCUCAGCAUCGCAGCAUGCACGUGCACCGCUCCGUUUCUCAGCCGGAGUGCACCGAUGAUCGUAGCUUAUUCAAAUGUUCGAAAUUUUCAUCGUUCAAUCACCCGAUCGACGACACGCCGGAGGGUCAAAAUUGGAACAUUUUUGCUCCGAUAGCAAAGCUGGAAUCGCUGGACGAAAUCGAUCAAGAAACGAAACCAUCGUCCAGCCAGGACAAACGGCAGAUGAACUAGUAGUAGCGCAACCCGCAGAGUAGGCACGCCAAUCCAACGGAAGCACAUCGAUGGACAUCGAGAACACGGACACGACGGCCUCUAGUGCGGUGUUCAUCGUAUAUUCUAAUAACGAAAACUAGUAUGAAUUUCUUUUUGCUGCAUUCCUGUGUUUUCGAACAACACACAAAAUGGAACAAUACUCCUUCUCCUGUACAUACAUUUCUCUCCUAAACACAGACACCUAUAUUGAGAAACAAUAAAACACAACCAACACACACCCGACAGCAUCAGCGAAUCGCGCAAACUUUCCAACUCUGCUUCAAACACGCGCCAUCGUCACACGCUAAAGCUUACGUGCGUGAAAAUGAAGGGCCCUAAAACGAAACGAAAUGUCGGCACCAAAGGUCCGCCGCAUUUAUUGAUACACGAGGCGCUCAUUUUCAGAUUGAUUCAGCCACCAUCACCACCGCAACCCGCACGGCGCGCAGGAGUGAUAAUAGCAAGUGGUGUGUGUUGCCAUUUUUAAGAUUUUUCACCAACCGUUUUUCCAAAACAAAUUAAAUAUUCCGGAACGGCACAGGGACGGCGCAAAAGAGAGUGAGAGCGCGGGACAUAGGAUUGCGGUUCUCGAGGUGCUCGCUCCGGUGGCCAAGUCAAGGACUGGAAUGGGUACCUCGGGGUCCCAGGCACACAGGAGGAAUCGUACACAGCAAUAAUGACAAUUAAGUAGCAAACCGAUUUUUCCGUUAAUUCUCGAGCACAACGAGGCUGGGGGAGAAGGAUUGCGAGCCAAUGUUGUUCAUUAGAGAAGGUUCGUUAAAUUAGAAGAGGUCACAUAUGAGUGAAAAAUCACCACAUUAACACACCUACACGCACACGCGCAAAAAACCAGCAAAUAAUCAGCUAAACGAAACCGCAACGCAACAAGAACCCAACCACAAAUAAAU